Scleropages formosus (Asian bonytongue) is the source of this 4439-nucleotide messenger RNA. RefSeq names its product immunoglobulin superfamily member 3-like. The transcript has 9 exons. The record is from RefSeq and is a predicted model, not a curated record. NCBI's taxonomy places the organism in Eukaryota, Metazoa, Chordata, Actinopteri, Osteoglossiformes, Osteoglossidae. Gene Ontology annotation, cellular component: membrane. The coding region runs from base 1026 to 4052 and encodes 1008 amino acids.
UCUGCGUGUGUGCGUGUGUGCGUGUGUGGUUCAAGGCCUCUCAGUAACCGCUGGUGGGAACAGUGAGUGUUGGGUAACUGGGUCAUUCAGAGGCAAUUGUGGGUAGGGGAGGCAGUAAUGGCGUAUGGUAGCGAUGCGGGGCCUCCGAACAGCGAGUGUGUAACGUGAUGCGCCUCUCAGUGUGGUUUCUCGAGCGGCAUAAAACUGCUGAGUGGGCGUGUGACUGCCUUCCUUUGUCUGUACAUGUCAUGUUUCGGUGAGUCACACAGCUGACGGUCUGAGAACUUGCUGGAAACCAACAGUGCGAACGGUGCUGAUUGUAGGAUCGGUUUCAGGGUGUUGCUCUGUUACUCUGACAGUGUUGUGUGUUCAUUAGCAAGUGCUCAUCGCAAAAAACACACCAUCCACCUGCCAAGAGACACGACAAGGGAUUAGAAAAACCUCAAAGUUCGACGUGAGAAGUCUUUGUUUAAAAAUUGAAACGAGCAGAGCGCCUCCGGGGACAGAGAGGACAGAGGUCCUGCGUGUGGGUUGCACCUGAGAAAGUGCCGGAAGCGGAAAGUCGUACGGGGAUCGGCUUUGGGUGGGGCAGGAUUAGUGGGGCACCUGCAGCGACACACACACACACACACACACACACACACACACACACACACCUGAGCACCGAUGAGGUCACUAGGCGUGUCCCAGUGAGGCUCCCCGGAGAAAGAGAGAGACAGAGCCGUCGUGCCGAUGGGACCAGCAUUCAGGGAAUGCUGAUGGAGAGACAAACAGCUGUUGUUUUAUUUUUCUUAUGUAAACGAGCCGCUGGUCUGCACUCUUCCUCCAGUGGCCAGAGAGACCGGUUUAUCUCGAGUCCUUGUUCCUGUCGGCGAACCUGAACCUGUUACGGGAGCGUGCCGCAGCAUGCGGAAGAACGUGUCCCACGGCAGGUGUACGGGGAGAGUCCUUGGCGACCGUCGCCAUCGCCAUGGUCUCAAUGUGCGGCCCUGAGAUCGUGACAGACAGAAGCCAGCGACUCUGAGAUGACAGGAAAACCGCAAGUCUCUCACUUCCUCCUGUCUGUGAGCGAGAUGCUCUCGGGUUCCUGUGACAGGAGCGGCAGUCGAGCGGUCUGGACGCCCAGAGACAGGAUGGACCGACCAGGACGCCUCUUCCGGAAGCUGCUUCUCCUGUGUUUGAGCGCCAGUGUACACUGGGACACCUGUCAAUGCCAACAAGAGGUGCAGAUUAAUGAACCUCCACUGUUCCGAGCCCAGGGCUCCCCGCUCACCAUCUCCUGCACCGUGAUCAACUCAAGGAGCUCUCACGAGCAGCAGUUUGAUUUUGUCAUUUACAAGAAGUCUGCACCCGAAAGGAUGGUCAACAUCAUCAGCACCGGGGAUCCCAGCUUCCCUUACGCCGACUACUCAAAGAGAGUGCGGAACGGAGACAUCGAGGUUGAGCGGCUGAGCAGCUUCUCUGUGCUCUUACAUAUGAAAGAGCUGCUGAAGGAGGACGACGGAGAUUUUGAGUGCCAGACGCCCAAUCAACUCGGGACGUACCUUGGAAGUUAUUCCGCAAAAACCACCGUCAACGUGAUCGCGGACACCUUGAGUGUCUCCUCCACCGCCACCGACGUGACCAAGACCGAGGGAGAGUCCCUGGUGUUCGAGUGCCAGAUGUCCACCCAAACAUUCCAGCAUACCCACUUGUCCCUCACCUGGUACCUGCAAGGAGAGAGUGACAGCCAGGUCCAGCCCAUCAUUUCCCUUGACAAAGACCUCACCGUGAGGCCUGGGAAAGCGUUUGAGAGCCGCUACACAUCUGGGUUCAUCUCUGUCGACAAGGUAGAUGAGACUACCUACAAGCUGGAGAUAUCAAAGCUACAGGUGACAGACCAGGGCAAGAUCUCUUGCGAGGGGAGUGAAUGGAUUCAGGACCCAGACCGCUCCUGGUAUAGACUGGGCCAGAAAAAUGUCACGGUGUCAUCUGUCCAAGUCCAGCCUCUCAUUGUAGACCCAAACAUGGACUCCUUCAGUGUCCAGGUGGAGUCCCCAAAGGGGGGUGUGCGGGAGGGAGAGGUCCUGCAGCUGAAGUGCACGGUGGAAGCACAGAAGAUCCAGGAGCGCUACUUCUCUGUGGCCUGGCUUAAAGACGGCAGGGAGGUGGCUCACAUGGACCCCAGGGGUGUGGUCUCCAUCUCUCAGGAGUACGAGGCCAGGGACAGAGAGGGAGAAAUGAAGGUGUGGAAGAGCAGCAACAGGGACUACGUGCUUUUCAUCAAACCCGUCCGAGUGAUGGACACCGGCGAGUACCAGUGCAGAGUCUGGAAGGAGGAGAAGGGCACCGGGGGAGUUUUCACACAGGGGCGGAGCCAGGACUCCAGUGUGGAGCGAGUGGCCGUCACUGUCCCAGAGAGCAACCUGGUUGUGACCGUGCCCAGCGCGGCUGUGAGUGUCACGCAAGGCAGCCUGUUGCAGCUCGCUUGCCAAGUGUCGGGGGCCAAGGGACAGGUGUCAGUGGCCUGGCAACACAGGAGCGACAAGGGCACCACUGUUGAUGUCAUCAACUUGAGCCGGAGUGGGGUCAUGGAGCCCGGUGCACAGUACCGCCAACGGGUUCAGGCCGGGAACGUGCGAGCGCUCCGCCCAACCGCAAGCAAUUUCACGCUGGAGAUCGCCAACGUUCUGCUCACCGACUCCGGGGUCUACAGGUGUACGGCGACAGACUGGGUGACCGAGAGGGACGACAAAGUCAAAAACAUCGACAGCAAGUUGCAAGAGUCCACAGUGUCUGUCGUUUCCCUGGAUUCUAUAAUCAGCGCAAGUCUGAAGAGUCGCAACGUUCGGGUCACGGAGAACGACACUGUCGAGCUCAUCUGUACGGUCAAGAGACCCGAAGCACCGCUGUCGGUCACGUGGAAGUUUCAGCCGACCGGCACGCCGAGCCAGGCGGAUAUAGUGCUGCUCACGCACAAUGGCGACAUCACAUGGUUUAAGGAACUUCGCAACUAUCAGCUAAGAGUGCAAGCGCAGGCGGAAGAAACAAGAGUGGUACUGCGAAUAAUGAGGGCCAGUGCCUCCGAGGCCGGCGCCUACCAGUGUGUCGUCGACGCAUUCUUGCAACAAGUGCAGACGUCCCGGAAGCUCUCCAAUAAACUGAGCGUGAUUGUCAGUAGACCAGAGAGCUCCUUGUCCAUCGCAACUGGACCUCAACCACUUUUGGAGCACGAUGCAAACUCAGAUGUGCGCAUGGAAUGCCGCAUCCUGAAAGCCACGUCCAACUCAUCCCGCUUUGCGGUCACCUGGCAGCUCCAGCGGCCUGGAGAGAAGAACCAAACGGUUGUGAGCAUGGACCAUGACUCUGUCCUCUCUGACCCAGGAGAGGCAGAAAGAUACAGUCUCAGGAGACAUGACGCACAGCUCUUUGAACUGCUUGUCCCGCGUGUGGAGACCAGAGACAGUGGUCAAUACCAUUGCCUUGUGGAAGAGUGGCUGCAGAACUCACACGGCGUCUGGUACUCAUUGCCAGCAAAGUCUGAUGCUUUGGAGCUCGUGGUUCGAUCAAAACGGAGUGGUCUGAGUCUGCUGAAGAGCAACCUCGAGGUCUCAACAGCCGAGAACGAGCAGGUGAACGUCAACUGCACCAUGGAGGCCGGCAGCGCCUUGCCUUCUUCUCACUACUCUGUCACCUGGUUCUUCGCCAAAGUCAACGCUUCAGCUAAGGAAACGUUGGGGAAGGUGGGUCAUGAUGGUGUGCUGGACACCUCAGGCCUCGCACCAGAGCUUCUGGAGAGGAUUCGCUUCUACAGACCAGCCAUCGACACCUUCAGCUUGACAAUCCAAAGGGUGUGUGUAGAAGAUGGUGGCGAAUACUCCUGCGAGGUGGCUGAGUACCAGACAGACCGCGAUGGCAAUGUGAUGUACAUCGGUUCCAGUAAAUCCGGGAUCACCAACGUCAGAGUCCUUCUCCCAGAGUGCAGCGUGACUUUACCCUGCAGAAGAUGGACCACACCAGACACGGUCUAUUCUUCAGCCGACCACGAGCAGAUAUGUACAGCCUGGCAGUGACCAAUGCUGAGCUCUCCGAUGGUGGUCAGUACUACUGCUGGGUAGAGGAAUGGCAGCUAACACCCAGAAACACAUGGCGGAAGAUGGCUGAGGACAUGUCUGGGUCUUUGACUGUGCUCGUUGAGACCAAAGGUAGAAGUUUCUGUCAAUACUCUUCUUCUAUUUACUGAGGUCCCUCAUGAGUUGUAGCAGUAAAAUGUCAACUUGGAGAAAACCAGAACUCGUCUUCCUCAUUUCAGUGUAGUUCCACAAUCCUUUACAUGUCUGAUGCAUACCAGAAUCCCCAGGUUGUAGAAUGACCAACGUUGGCCAGGGACAGUUUGGAAGCAGAGUUCAAACAACCACUGUGUCCCCUCAAUCUGCAGCGGACAGCACCUUGAGUCUGCU